Copidosoma floridanum is the source of this 621-nucleotide messenger RNA. RefSeq names its product esterase E4-like. NCBI's taxonomy places the organism in Eukaryota, Metazoa, Arthropoda, Insecta, Hymenoptera, Encyrtidae. The record is from RefSeq and is a predicted model, not a curated record.
AUGCUCGUUGAACGAUUAAAUGCUAAAAUAUUAAUCAAAAAAGAGUGCGAAGUAAAAGGCAAAAAUCUUUUGUUAUUCGAGGAGUGGUACGGCAACCCAGGCCGGCAAUGGUUACCGGUCGUCGAACCCGAGGUACGCGGGAUCGAGCGCUUCCUACCCGCCCAGCCGAUCGACCUCAUCCGACAAGGGAAAUUCCACAAGGUUCCCUUCAUCACCGGCGUGACCAGGGACGAGUUCGAGUACAAAGUCAUCGGGAUGAUCGAGCAGGCCAAGAGCGGGAACGACUCCAUGUUCCGGGAUCUGAACGACAGGUGGGAAAAAUUGGCACCCAUAAAUUUCUACUACGAGCGCGGGGGCGAUCGGUCCAAGGAGAUAAGCCGCAAGCUCAGAGAGUUCUACUUGCAAGGGAAGCCCGUCGGUGCCGACAGUUCUGAGGGACUUGCCCACCUCUUUGCCGACAGUGGUGUUGGAUAUCCAGUGCACAAGCUGGUCCACACGGUGGCCAACGCCUCGGACCAACCGGUCUAUUAUUACGAGUUCACGUACCAGGGCCCCUACAGUCACGUCGUUUGGAACAGCACCAACAAGCCCUACGUUUUGUAUCAUAUGUGCAUACAAUAG